Messenger RNA from Melozone crissalis (California towhee), 3212 nucleotides. RefSeq names its product G3BP stress granule assembly factor 1 (gene G3BP1). The transcript has 12 exons. Gene Ontology annotation, molecular function: mRNA binding. NCBI's taxonomy places the organism in Eukaryota, Metazoa, Chordata, Aves, Passeriformes, Passerellidae. Bases 128 to 1546 code for a protein of 472 amino acids. The record is from RefSeq and is a predicted model, not a curated record. Gene Ontology annotation, cellular component: ribonucleoprotein complex; cytosol.
CCGGAUAUAUGUAGCCGGCGGCAGAGCACGCCGCUGCGUGAGGCGCUUCUCGUUCGCCGGGCCCUGUGGUGAAGCGGCGCCUCCGCUCCUGUCCCGCUCUGCCCGCAGUUUUCAGUUGACCAAAGAAAUGGUGAUGGAGAAGCCAAGUCCCCUGCUGGUCGGGCGGGAGUUCGUGAGGCAGUACUAUACCCUGCUGAACCAAGCACCUGACUAUUUGCACAGGUUUUAUGGAAAGAACUCUUCCUAUGUCCACGGUGGCUUGGAUUCCAAUGGAAAACCAGCUGACGCAGUCUAUGGGCAAUCUGAUAUCCACAAGAAGGUGCUGUCACUAAACUUCAAGGAUUGCCACACAAAGAUCCGUCACGUGGACGCCCACGCCACCCUCAACGACGGCGUGGUGGUGCAGGUGAUGGGGGAGCUCUCCAACAACAUGCAGCCCGUGCGCAGGUUCAUGCAGACCUUCGUGCUCGCUCCUGAGGGCUCUGUUGCAAACAAGUUCUAUGUCCACAACGAUAUCUUCCGCUACCAGGACGAGGUUUUUGGGGACUCUGAUACUGAGCCUCCAGAGGAAUCAGAGGAGGAAGGGGAGGAACCUGAGGAAAGACAGCAGACACCUGAGGCUGUUCCUGAUGAUAGUGGUGCUUAUUAUGAGCAGACUGUCAGCAAUGACAUUGAGGAACACCUGGAAGAGACAGCUGCAGAGGCAGAGCCUGAGCCAGAGGCAGAGCCUGAACAGGAACCUGAACCAGAGGUGCAGGAAGAAAAGUCUGAGCCAGUAUUAGAGGAAUCUGCUCCAGAAGAGACUGUGGAAAAGAGUCCUUCUCCAGCUCCUGCUGAUCCAGCUCCUGCAGUGCAAGAGGACUCCAGGACAUUUUCUUGGGCAUCAGUAACCAGCAAGAACCUUCCUCCCAGUGGGGCUGUCCCAGUAUCAGGAAUACCACCUCAUGUUGUGAAAGUACCGGUCUCACAGCCCCGCCCUGAGGCGAAGCCUGAAUCCCAGACUCCCCCUCAGAGACCUCAGAGGGAUCAGCGAGUGAGGGAGCAGCGAACGAGCAUCCCACCUCAGCGGGGUCCUAGGCCAAUUCGCGAGGGUGAACAAGGCGAUGUGGAAACCAGGCGGAUUGUGAGAUACCCAGACAGUCAUCAGCUGUUUGUUGGGAACCUUCCCCACGAUGUGGAUAAAUCUGAACUUAAAGACUUUUUCCAAAAACUUGGCUUUUCUCUUGCAGGCUAUGGCAAUGUUGUUGAACUCCGCAUCAACAGUGGUGGAAAGCUCCCUAAUUUUGGGUUUGUGGUGUUUGAUGAUCCUGAGCCUGUUCAGAAGAUCCUUAGCAACAGGCCCAUCAUGUUCAGGGGAGAGGUGCGCCUGAACGUGGAGGAGAAGAAAACACGAGCUGCCAGGGAGGGUGACCGCAGAGAUAACAGACCCCGUGGACCUGGAGGCACUCGUGGGGGGCUGGGAGGUGGGAUUCGAGGGCCUCCUCGUGGAGGCAUGUCCCAGAAGCCAGGAUUUGGAGCUGGAAGGGGGAUCGGGCAACGCCAGUGAAUUCAUCGCGGAUGUUGACGUGAUGGCGCAAACCCUUUUUCCUGCAGAUUUGUGAAUUUCAGCCUUGGGUAUCUUGGAAUGUGGCCCUAGCCUGUUAUAGACUGCUACGUUUGAUACUAUUUUGGCCCCUUUUUGUUUGUGUUAUGGUUCUGUGAUUUAUUUUUUUCUAGUCCUUGUCCCAGAUUCCAGCUUUGUGGAACAACGUUUUAGGAAAAGUGGAUUUUAAAAAGAAAAGAACUGAAUUUUCUUCUUCACCUCAAACUUACGGACUGAUUUUUGGUUUUUUUGGUACCAGUGGUUUUUCCUAAGGAAUGUCUUUCUUUUUUUCUUUUAUGUUUUUUUCCUCCCCUCUUUCUAAUGAAUUUGGGUGCAGUCAGCGGAAUAAUAUUUCACGUGCAUGCAUUCAAGAGCCUGUAGGAAAACAUAGUUCUUGGCAAGUAUUCCAAGGGCAGAAAAGCAAAACUCUUGGUGUUUCUUUGAGGGUCAUAUGAACAUCCUCCGGUCUGGAGACAUUGCCACUUGAAAAAAUUGACUUUCACCUUUCUGUGGCGCUGUAAAAGUGGAAUAAUGGGUAUCCGUAGAAUCUCUUUUCCUUUUGAUACAUGAUCACAGCAAGGAAUUCGAACUACUGUUUUACCACUUUGAAAUUUUGGAUUGUGGGAUAGGUUUUAAAUGUCUAGAACUUGACUCUUCAAACACUUUUCCUGAACUUGUGAAAUUUUUUAUUGAAAUAGGGAGUUUUUUUCAUGUUUAGUUUGUAUUUGUAUAAAAAAAAAGCAAAAUUGUUGUGCCUUCUAUUUAUCUCUCAUUCCAGUUUUGGCAAAUUGUUUAAAAAAAAAUAAAAUAAAAAAGGUCUAGAUUUGCUUUAUCAAGUCAAGAGUAUUUUGGAGUUUGUCCAAGGGGAAGAGGCUCUUCAGUCACUAGGUUUACAUGGUAGAGGUGGUUGUAGCUAAAGCUCUUAAUACCUUCUGUGCAUCACUUUGCAUUUAAAUUAUUGAAAACAAAUACUUCUUGGAUGCAGAAGUUAAUAACUUGAACUUGAAGCUGGGCAGGUCCUGUUGUAACUAUUGCAAAAUUACAAGCAAAGCAGAAAUACCUCUGUCACAUCCUUUACAUUUCCAACUGCUGUAAGUAAUAAUUAUUUUUGCAGUACUUCAUUCCUUGCUUCAGACCUGAAGUGGAUAAGAAGGAAUUUUUGUCAGAAGUAUGGAAGGUGCUUGUCUGUCCUGGUGUUAAGAUGUUGAACACUCUCCACUGCCUCUGGAAGAAGAUGAAACUGAAAAUAAAAUACAAAACUGGGUAAUUUCAGACCAAGAGAUCCUGUAAGAUGGUGCUGCACAAAGCAGUAUUUCUGUAAUGGCUGGUGUUAAACAUCUGGAUAAAAAUGGUGGAUUUGUGUUUCCACUGGACCUCCAGGUCUCUUGGUAGCACAGUAGAGCUGUGUAGGAAGUUGGCUAAUCUGUGUCAGGUGUCAGUGUUUCCAUGUUUCUUGGUUUAUGACUAUAAUGACUGUGCAUAUGCAGUGUAUCAUCUCUUGACCUGUGCUUGCUGUAAGCUCUGGAGCAGAGCUGCCCUCAGUAUUACCUGUCCCCAGCAGUCAUGUUUUGCCUUUUCCUUGCCAGACUUACUGGUUGAAGCUGGUUGUACUAAAUGUUGCUGAAGUGUU